GCUCGCUCGCUAAUGGAUUUGUCUCCCCUAAGCGAUCAAACUCGAUUGCUUUGGUCUCGAGUCACAUGUUUUGACAAGUAAACAUGGCGGACGAGGAGGACCCAAACACGAAAGUUGAAUCCGAGGACGUUCCUGCAAAAGAAGGAGACCCAGAGGCUACGGAACCGGUGCAAAAUGAUGUCGCAAAUGAUACCGACGAGGUCCAGAUGGACAAACCGGCAGACAGCUCUUGGUCUGCGCCGAUUUUUACGUUUGCUCGUAAAGCGUCGGAGACACUCAGCAUCGGAGUGAAUCAUUACAGUGCGGGGUUAAAGGGAUCUGACACAUCACAGCACACCUCUGACACCUCUGAUCCCAUAAAGACAGCAGCUGUGAAGGAUCCCAUGGUGGUGGAGCGGUCAAAUCUCCUCAGCAUGAUGAAGCUCAGCAUUAAGGUUCUGAUCCAGUCCUCCCUCAGUCUCGGACGCACGCUGGACUCUGAGUAUCCACCUCUGCAGCAGUUUUUCGUGGUUCUGGAGCACUGCCUUAAACAUGGUUUAAAAGUGAGGAAAUCUUUCAUUGGUCAGAAUAAGUCAAUCUGGGCUCCUCUGGAGUUGAUAGAGAAACUGAGCCCUGAGUCAGCUGAUAUUGCCACCAGUGUGCGUGAUAUGCCUGGAAUCAAGACAGGGCUUGGUCGAGCUCGAGCGUGGCUGCAUCUGGCUCUUAUGCAGAAAAAGAUUGCAGACUACAUGAAGGUGCUUAUUAAUAGAAGAGACCUUCUUGGGGAAUUUUAUGAGCCUGGGGCUCUUAUAAUGGAGGAAGAGGGGACUGUGAUCGUAGGGAUGCUGGUGGGUCUGAAUGUGAUCGAUGCAAAUUUGUGUGUGAAAGGAGAGGAUCUGGAUUCUCAGGUGUGCGUCAUUGACUUCUCAAUGUAUCUAAAGGAUUCGCAAGCAACUGAGACCACACAAGAUGAUUCAAAAAUGACAGCCAUUCUUGACCAGAAGCACUACAUAGAAGAACUGAACCGGCAUCUGAGCUGCACGGUGACGGAUCUUCAGGUCAAGAUGGACUCACUGGAGAAGACCAACAGCAAACUCAUUGAGGAGCUUACAGCAGCCACUGACAGAAUCAACGCUCUGUGUGAAGAGCAGGAACAACUUAAACAAGAAAAUUCCAAUAUUCUUCAAAAUAGUCAGAGGAAAGAGGAGGUGACUAUGCAAGACAGCCAGGUGGAGCUGGAAACAUAUCGGCAGACACGUCAGGGUUUGGAUGAAAUGUACAAUGUUGUGUGGAAGCAGUACAAGGAGGAGAAACGAAUCCGGCAGGAGUUACAAAAGGAGCUGGAGCUGCAGAUCGGCAUGAAACAGGAAAUAGAAGUUGCCAUGAAACUUCUGGAAAAGGACACGCAUGAGAAACAAGACUCGCUGGCCGCACUACGACAACAACUGGACCAAGUCAAGAAUCUCAACAUACAGAUGUUCAACAAAGCACAGGAGUCUGACCGAGUGGCCCAGAAAAAGGUGGAGGAUAUGCUACAACUGGAAAAGAAGAUGGUUCAGAUGGAGGCUGUCAUGACAGAAAUGGAGCAGAGACUUCAAAAUUCAGAAAAUGUGCGCAAGAAUUCAGAUGAAAGCCAGAAUGAGCUGAAAUCGGAGAUGAAAGGGAAAGUGAACGCUCUGCAGAAGCGUCUCGCCGACCUCGACACGCUCAGGGCAGGCCUGGAGUCAGAGCUCAGCGUGGAGAAAGAACAGCGUCAGAACCUGCAGAGGGAACUACAGAGGGAACAGGACAACAGCACAGAGCUGCGCACACAGCUUCAGCAGCUGCAGGGCCUGCAGACGGAGCUUCUUGACCUCCGGCAGGAGAAGAAGCAGCUCCAGCAGCUGUGUGAGGAGCAGGAGCAGGCUCUACAGGAGAUGGGACUUCAUCUCAGCCAAUCCAAACUCAAGAUGGAGGACUUCAAAGAGGUCAAUAAAGCCUUGAAGGGUCAGGCCUGGCUCAAAGACGACGAAGCUACGCAGUGCAAACAGUGCCAAAAAGAAUUCUCAAUCGCUCGGAGAAAACACCAUUGCAGGAACUGUGGAGACAUCUACUGCAGCAACUGCUCCAGUAAUGAGCUGGCUUUGCCCUCGUACCCCAGACCCGUCCGUGUAUGUGACGUCUGCCAUUCCCUUCUGCUCCAGAGGAGCCCCAGCGCCUCCUGACACUGCUGAUCGU
Molecule: messenger RNA, 2196 nt
Organism: Rhinichthys klamathensis goyatoka
Lineage: Eukaryota; Metazoa; Chordata; Actinopteri; Cypriniformes; Leuciscidae
Gene: rufy1
Product: RUN and FYVE domain containing 1
Exons: 17
Coding region: 84-2183 (699 amino acids)
Biological process (GO): protein transport; regulation of endocytosis
Cellular component (GO): cytoplasm
Molecular function (GO): metal ion binding
Source: RefSeq, a predicted model, not a curated record